This is a messenger RNA of Stegodyphus dumicola, 1172 nucleotides long. RefSeq names its product pre-mRNA processing factor 19 (gene Prp19). The record is from RefSeq and is a predicted model, not a curated record. NCBI's taxonomy places the organism in Eukaryota, Metazoa, Arthropoda, Arachnida, Araneae, Eresidae. Gene Ontology annotation, cellular component: Prp19 complex; U2-type catalytic step 1 spliceosome; cytoplasm. Gene Ontology annotation, molecular function: ubiquitin protein ligase activity; protein binding. Gene Ontology annotation, biological process: protein ubiquitination; DNA repair; mRNA splicing, via spliceosome.
AACAAAGAAUAAGUCUAGUGUCGGCGAAAGUUUCAACGGCGUGUAUUAAAUUACUUUAAAUUGCACGUUUUGCUUAUUUAGUGAUCUAAAUAUAAAAGAAAAAUUCUAACAUACGAUGUCUCUUAGUUGCGCAUUGAGUAAUGAAGUUCCAGAGCAGCCAGUUGUAUCUCCAGUAUCUGGAAGUAUAUUUGAAAAAAGGCUUGUAGUUAAGUACAUUCAAGAAAAUGGAACAGAUCCUAUUAAUGGAAAAGAACUUUCUGAGGAAAGUUUAAUAGAAAUAAAAACUCCAUCAGCUGUAAAACCUCGUCCUCCAUCUGCAACUAGUAUACCAGCUAUAUUAAAAACUUUACAAGAUGAAUGGGAUGCUGUUAUGUUACACAGUUUCACUUUGAGGCAGCAAUUGCAAACUGCUCGUCAAGAAUUAUCUCAUGCUUUGUAUCAACAUGAUGCUGCCUGUCGUGUUAUUGCUAGAUUGACUAAGGAAGUCACUGCUGCUCGUGAAGCUUUGGCAACAUUAAAACCUCAGGCUGGCAUUGCUGCUGCACCUGUUGGUGCUCAACAACCUCAAUAUGGUGUUGAAGCUGGUGGUGUUGCUGAUCAACCUAUGGAAGAAGCAGGAAUGACACCAGAAGUUAUUCAAAAGCUUCAAGAUAAAGCUACACUGCUUACUACAGAGAGGAAAAAGAGAGGUAAAUCUGUACCUGAAGAUUUAGCAAAGCCUGAAGAAGUCCGCCAGUUUCAAACUCUUGCAUCUCAUCCAGGUCUUCAUAGUGCCAGUGUACCUGGUAUUCUUGCAAUGGAUGUCUGCCCCACAGAUACUAGUAAAAUACUUACUGGUGGCAAUGAUAAAAAUGCAGCCAUCUUUAACAAAGACACAGAACAAGUUAUUACUAUUUUGAGAGGACAUACAAAGAAAAUUACUUCUGUAAUCUAUCAUCCAGAAGAAGAUACUGUCAUUACUGCUUCUCCAGAUUCGAUGAUUAGAAUAUGGCAUGUGCCAACAUCCCAAACUGUACAGGCUAUCAGAGCUCAUGAAGGUCCAGUUACAGGUCUUAGUCUGCAUGCAACUGGAGAUUAUCUUCUCAGUACUUCAACCGAUGAGCAUUGGGCAUUCUCUGAUUUACGUACUGGUCGAGUAUUGACUAAAGUUGGUGAUACUGCAACUCAGCACU